This is a messenger RNA of Cervus elaphus (red deer), 1402 nucleotides long. Its product is annotated as serine protease 44-like. The transcript is spliced from 6 exons. Bases 4 to 909 code for a protein of 301 amino acids. Gene Ontology annotation, biological process: proteolysis. Gene Ontology annotation, molecular function: serine-type endopeptidase activity. The record is from RefSeq and is a predicted model, not a curated record. NCBI's taxonomy places the organism in Eukaryota, Metazoa, Chordata, Mammalia, Artiodactyla, Cervidae.
UCCAUGGCGGCCCCAGGUGGCCCCCGCUGUGGCGGCGGCUCCUUGGGCCUCCUGGUCUGGCUCCUUGUCUUUCAGCCUCUUCUCGGUGAGGGUGACGGACCCAAGCAGGCUUCUACAAUGAGCCCCACGUUGCAGGGGGCCCCCUCAACUUCAGGACACUCGAAACCCGUGAAUGUUUCAGCACACGCGGUAUCUCCCGUGCCUCCCAUAACUCCAGUGGGGGCGACUUGGAAACCUGCACAGACUCCUGCUUUUGAACCGCUGCCUCCUGAAGGAACAUGUGGCCAUCGGGUUAUGAGGAUAGUUGGCGGAGUGCCAGCCCCAGAGAGAAAGUGGCCUUGGCAGGUGAGCCUGCAGAUCAACAAUGUCCACAAAUGCGGAGGUACCCUCAUUGCGCCACGUUGGGUGCUGACGGCAGCUCACUGUGUAAGUGGCUAUGAGGAAUAUACAGUGCGGCUAGGAGACACAUUGUUACAGUCGAAUUCCCCAAAUGCAGUGGUCAUUCCAGUUGAAGACGUCAUUUGCUAUAGCUACUAUAAUUCUCACACUAUGAGGCAUGACAUCGCCCUUGCUCUGCUGGCCCUCUCUGUGAAUUAUUCUGCGUACAUCCAGCCAGUGUGCCUCCCUGGAGAGGAUUUUGAAGUGAAAGCUGGGACACUGUGCUGGGCGACUGGAUGGGGCCGAACUUUACAAUUUGAGCCAUCACAAUCACCUACUCUUCAGGAGACUGAGCAACUCAUUCUUCACUACACGAAAUGUAGUAGGAUGGUCAAGAAACAGACAAAUCCAUUUCCCAAGGUAGUUGGUAAAGGAAUGAUCUGUGGUUAUCAUGAAAACAGUGGAGGUCCCUGCAAGUGCUGUUUCCUCAAAUCCAUUUGGGAUCCACUGGACCUGUGGAGAUCCACAUGACAGAGAGUUGGCAGCGGUAAUGAACUCUGGAAGUUUCCCAGCCCCACUACUUCAGGAACCUUCCUCAUUCAUGCUACACCAUGGCCGCACUUUGUCUGCUGGGAAGGAGUGGGUGAAAACAUCCCAGCUGGAUGGACAGUGACCUGCCAAGGUGAUGCUUCAGGAUGCUUCAUCCACAUCUUGGAGAACAUCUUCACAUCAUCCCUAGCAGCAGCAUUGUCUGACACUUUAUCAUAUCAGUAAACAUGGUGAUUGUUGGGAGAGAACGAGGCCUCACCACGUCCGCAUGUGACUCAGUAGUCUGGGUUGGCGAAAGGUCCCCUGCUUCCCGAUGUAGAUCCAUCCAGCUUCUGCCACACAAGCCUUCCUGGGGCAACUCAGUCUUGGAACCCUCUUCCCAGUGCUCCAGUGGCCACAUCCAGGCUCACCCCAAGUUGUGUUGAGACAUUAAGGAGGGUGGAGAUUUCUGAUGUCAACUCAAUAAAUGCUUAGU